Molecule: messenger RNA, 1715 nt
Organism: Brassica oleracea var. oleracea
Lineage: Eukaryota; Viridiplantae; Streptophyta; Magnoliopsida; Brassicales; Brassicaceae
Exons: 4
Coding region: 175-1581 (468 amino acids)
Biological process (GO): carbohydrate metabolic process
Molecular function (GO): hydrolase activity, hydrolyzing O-glycosyl compounds
Source: RefSeq, a predicted model, not a curated record
UAUUUAAAUAGGAAGGAGAACAAAAAUCUCGGAGAAAAGAAGAAGAGUUGAAUCGGAGGAGAAGAGGAGCUGAAUCAUCACUGUCGUCUUCUUCGUUCGCACGUCGGAAUCAUCAAAGAAGCUUGAUAGAUCCUUCUCAACUAAGACUUCACUCUUACCCAACCUUUUUGAUAGAUGCCGGGAAAUUCGGCUUCUCUCGGUCACCUCCGGGGGUUCUCAGGAGGAGGUUGCAGACAUUCACUGCUUACUAUAGUAUGGACCGUUGUGGGAUUCUUACUCGUCACUCAUCUCAUCUCUCUCUACACCAGAAAAGAUAAUAACAUUGAUGAUCAACAACACCAACCUCCUUCUCAUCACUUACAACUACUAAACCCUUCUGCUCUCCAUGAGCUUGUUAGAGUCGAAGAAGAGAUCUUGAGAUUACCUCCACCUAGGAAGCGCUCUCCUCGUACAGGCAAACGGAGAUCUAGGAAACCCAUCCCCUUGGCUGAAGAGUUCCUCGACGACAAGUCACCCAUCAGACAUCUCUUCUUUCCCGACAUCAGAACCGCAUCCUUUGGUCCAACCAAGGACAUGGGCGACGAUGCGUUUCAUUACUCCCCCGGGAAAAUUUGGUUGGACACGGAAGGUAACCCAAUUCAAGCUCACGGCGGAGGGAUUCUGCACGAUGACAAAUCUAACAUUUACUAUUGGUACGGUGAAUAUAAAGAUGGACCAACCUACCAUGCUCACAAGAAAGGACCAGCUAGAGUUGAUAUUAUAGGGGUAGGUUGUUACUCUUCAAAGGACUUAUGGACAUGGAAAAACGAAGGCAUUGUACUCGGAGCUGAAGACACAAACAAGACUCACGAUCUGCAUAAAUCUAAUGUCCUUGAGCGGCCCAAAGUGAUCUACAACGACAAGACUGGCAAGUAUGUCAUGUGGAUGCAUAUCGACGACGCUAACUACACUAAAGCUUCUGUUGGUGUAGCCAUCAGCGAUAACCCAACAGGUCCGUUUCAGUAUCUAUACAGCAAACGUCCGCACGGGUUCGAUAGUCGAGACAUGACUGUCUUCAAAGACGACGACGGUGUUGCUUACCUGUUUUAUUCUUCUGAGGUCAACAGUGUGCUUCAUAUCGGACCCUUGACAGAAGACUACCUAGAUGUGACGCCGGUUAUGAAGACAGUUAUGGUUGGACAGCACAGGGAAGCUCCUGCUCUCUUCAAGCAUGAGAGUACUUAUUACAUGAUCACUUCUUGGUGCACUGGCUGGGCGCCUAAUGAGGCCCUGGCUCAUGCGGCUGAGUCGAUAAUGGGUCCAUGGGAGAAGUUGGGGAACCCCUGCGUCGGUGGUAAUAAAGUUUUCCGGUUAACAACCUUCUUUGCGCAGAGCACGUAUGUGUUUCCUUUGCCUGGUGUUCCUGGUGCGUUUAUCUUCAUGGCGGAUAGGUGGAAUCCUGCUGAUCUGCGGGAUUCGAGAUACGUGUGGUUACCGUUAGUGGUAGGAGGACCGGCUGAUCAGCCUCUGGAGUCCAGUUUCGGGUUCCCAAUGUGGUCGAGAGUGUCUAUAUACUGGCACAGUAAAUGGCAUUUACCUUAGAACAGGCAAACAGACAGCUAAACAUUUGUUUUUACCGAUCGAGUCUUUGUUGUUGAUUUAUUUUAUAGAUUAGGCCAUUUUCAUACAAACCAUUGUGAAGGUUAUAUAAUAAUUUCUAAGAAAUGUUUUACUCA